Molecule: messenger RNA, 4130 nt
Organism: Tribolium madens (black flour beetle)
Lineage: Eukaryota; Metazoa; Arthropoda; Insecta; Coleoptera; Tenebrionidae
Product: protein FAM135A
Exons: 9
Coding region: 206-3409 (1067 amino acids)
Source: RefSeq, a predicted model, not a curated record
UGCCAUAAAAUAGGACAGGGGUGAUAACUUGGUUGCCUGGACCGAGCUCAUGCUCCCGAAUUUUUUCGGUAAUAAUAAUAAUAUUAGCUAAAUUAGUGCCUGCGCCGCCUCUUUUAAUCAAAACCACUACAAUAAUCAAAAUCAGUUCAAUAAAAAACGUGGGCUCCGAUGGAAAUGUGAUGGAACCCAAGCACUGAAAAUUAUUAUGAGUGAGCUUCAAUCGACUAUAGAAUUCUCCGUGGAACUGUACAAAUUCUACAAUGUCGAUUUAUUUCAGCGAGGAAUGUACCAAGUGCGUUGUUCUCUGCGCGUUUCAUCGAAACUGAGCGUCGAAGUGGAGGUUACCACCCCUGAAGUGAGUGCCGGUCUUGGUACUGCCAUCGUCCUCGGCAACUACGGCGCCUGUCGUCCCUUCCAGAUUCUCUACCGCAACGAAGAGGUGUCCUUGAAGGAUGUGGUACUGUUCAGGUGCCACAUGCUGGUCGACGGAAAUAACCUGAAGGAGUCGCUGGAGAGAGCCGAAUUCUCGUUGGUUCUCGAGCUUUGGUUCAGUGAUAGUUCACCGGUGUCGAUGGUGAUGGUCUCGUCGAGGACUCUUCAAUUGAAUAUGUCGCCGGCGGAGGGACUGCACUACCAUUUGCCUGUCCUCUUCGAUUAUUUUCAUCUCUCGGCCAUUUCGUUGACGAUCCAUGCCGUACUCACGGCCCUGCACCAGCCCUCGAUGAAACGAGGCAUCCUGCGCUACAUGCAGAGCUGUGCCCCGAAAUCGUCAAAAUCCUGGAGUAAAAUUCGUUCGGCACAUUGUUCUUCAUUAACGGAUCCCGUCCUUCCAGUGAGUAGUCAUAAGAUUUAUAGCAAAAUUAACGAAUCUCCACAAAUACAUUUAGAAGCACGUGAUGUUCUAUUAGAUGCUAGCAAUAACCUUAAAACAACUAUUAAAGAAUAUAAGAUAUUAUUUAUGCAGAGAGAAGAAACUUUAUCUGAUAAUUACGAUACUUUAAUACUGAAACCUCAUCACAGAUACGACACGAGAAAAGUGAGUCGCAAUUGUCGCAAUUUCUCACUUCUUAACCAAAAUUUCCAGUCAUCCAGUUCGUGUCUCGCCGAACUGUGCGCUGAUAAUAUAAGACUGUGGAAUUAUUUCCUCUUGAACUUCAGUUGUAAAACAACAAUCCAGCAACAUUUGAGCAAAAAACAUCACCAAUUUCGGGUGCGGCGCUUCUCCGAGUUGUUUUUCCUCGUUUACAACCCUCGCCGGUCGGCGAUUGGCUGUUUCGACACCAAUUACCAGAAUUACCUCUUGGUCGCCGAAAUCGCCAAAAGGUCCAAAUACAUGCAAUUACUGCCCCCACUUCCGGUCCAUUGCGCCGCCCUUGACGGCGAUAACACGACCAUGCCCAUCAUCUUCGAAGACCAGUACCAAGACCCCUUCGACGAUUUAGUGCCAAAGAAAGACAAGCACUGUUCCUGCGGGAUGGAGUGGAAAUGCUCGGAGAAGACCCUAGUCAAUGAUGAUGUUUUUUACGAAGAUUCGCAUUCGAAGCCCACUAGACAUAGCAAAUCCUUAGAUCAACUACAAAUGUGUUCACGAAAUAAGUUAAAUUUUUUCGACGAAUCAAAACUGAAAAACGUAGCGAGUGAGCAUAACAUGAAGCGACUUUACAUCUACGACAAAGUCUGCAAUUGUUCGCAAAAACUUGACUCGUCCAUAGAUUUAAUAGAUGUCGAUAUUUUAGAUAAAAAAUACAAACAGUUUAACAUCGAGAGCACGCAAAACUUCUUCCGGUCAAACUCCAUGCAGUUUUUCUCGCCAAGGAAAAAACCCAAACCGCGACGUCAAAGUACAAAAAAAUACAAUCAAAAACACUUCGAUUUGGGCUCGAGUAGCAGCUCGGAGAGUCUUAGUGGUGGUAAUCUUGGGGUUAGGAAAGUCCGGAGUACUUCGUGUUUGGGCCAAAGAACCACCCCUUUGGUACUCUCCGGGACGGAAUCCUUGCCCAAUAUCAAGCCAGCCGUGGAGAGGCAAUACCCCGGAGUGAAGUACUACAGUUCUUCAUCGUCGACGACGAGCGAGCAAAGCGGGUGGAUCACCUCGAGGAGCAGUUCAGUGGCGUCGAGCACAGAUAUAGGCAAUGCGGUGGUAACAGGACUCUUGACCAACAUUGAAAGCAUCCAACGGAAGAUUUUGAAUCUUCCGAGGAAGAAAAAUGGAAACUACAGGAAAAACAAAGGCUGUGAAUUUAAUCAAAGUUUCUGCGACGAAAUCGCUCUACCUCCCCCGAAACAAUUCCGGGAUUUGGACUCACCCUCGAGUUCCAUCACGAAUGGAACCAAUGAGGAGGAGAUAAAUGCCGUUGAUAACAUUCUCUACCACGUGGUGGACACCCAAACCACACUGGAGAGAAAACCGGAGGAGGGAUACCAUCAGUUUUACAAAGGCUCCAAGUCCGAGUCGGAGAAGGCGUUUGUUCGCGCCAAAAACGAGUUCAAAAGUCAAUUAAACUUCCCCGGAAUCCUGUAUUCUGAUUUCACGUCGUUCGCUUCGACGAUUCCCUAUUUUCAUAUAAGCGACGAAUUUCGUAUUUUUUCGCCUGAAGGAAUGCAUUUGAUUGUGUGCGUGCACGGCCUUGAUGGAAAUUCGGCCGAUUUGCGACUAGUCAAGACGUAUCUAGAGCUUGGACUUCCUGGGGCUUACCUCGACUUCCUUAUGUCCGAGCGAAAUCAAGGAGAUACUUUUAGCGAUUUUGAUACCAUGACCGAUAGAUUGGUCAGCGAGAUUCUUCAUUACUUAGACACAAGUAGCAUUCGGCCUACGAGAAUAAGCUUCGUGGGUCACUCCUUAGGUAACGUUAUAAUUCGAUCUGCCUUAACGCGGCCCCAGAUGAAAUUUCUACUCCCAAGACUGCACACUUUCUUAUCACUCUCUGGACCACAUCUGGGCACUUUGUACAACAGUAGCGGAUUAGUUAACAUGGGCAUGUGGUUUAUGCAGAAAUGGAAAAAAUCGGGUUCGCUCCUUCAACUCUGCUUGAAGGACUCCAACGACGCUCGCCAGUCAUUUUUGUACAGAUUGAGUCAAAAAAGCACUUUACAUCACUUUAAAAACGUGCUACUUUGCGGUUCGGGACAAGACAGAUACGUUCCGUUGCACUCGGCCCGCAUCGAGCUGUGCAAAGAAUCGAUCAAAGACACUUCCGAUCAGGGCGCCAUCUAUCGAGAAAUGGUCCACAACAUAAUCUCCCCGAUAAUUGCUCAGAAAGAGGUGAACCUCGUACGUUACGACAUUCAUCAUGCCUUACCAAACACGGCGAAUGCUUUAAUUGGUCGAGCGGCACAUAUUGCUGUUUUGGAUUCGGAACUUUUUAUUGAAAAAUUCAUGGCUGUAGUUGGAAUCAAAUAUUUCCGUUGAACUAUUCUAUUUAUUAAAUAUAGAAGUUUUACAAAAUAAAUUAAAAUACAUUUUAGUCCUAAGUAAUUUUAUACCUUCACUAGAACGAAAUUUUCACAAAUGAGUAGAUUUUAAUGACACGUACUUUUUUUGACAUUAUUAUUAUUAUUAUUAUUGAACACUUUGGUCACCUGCUUGAAUUGGUGCGUGGAUCGCAUCUUUGACGACUCAACACCCCAUUUAACUCACUCGGACCCGAAUCCUAGAAAAAAUCAAGUAUGAAACUCAAGCGGAAAGUUUUAUACCAACACGCACAACGAAACUAUGUCAAAAAUAGUACAGAACUGAUUUAAAUGCGCUUCUGUAUUGUGUUAUCUAGGCACUCUUGUUCUACAGGGUGUUUGAUAUAAAACAAACUAGUCGGAUUUGUCCCGUUUUAAUACCCCUUUUAUUUGAUUCUUCAUUUGUUCAAAUCGGAAGUUAUAGGUGGUGGCGUUUUUUAUGACACACCCUGUAAAUCAAAUGGCACCAAAACGACACAAUUUUUUCUUGACGUCUCCGCCCACUCUGUGACAAUGACCCUUUCAGUGCCAUUUUGGUGCCAAUUUUGUUUUUUUUUUUAAUUAGAGAACUCUUUCGUCUAUUUUUUUAAAGUUUUUGAUGCCGAAAUCAUACCUGACUAUGGUAUACGUUUUAUAAAAUGUUAUUGAAUUAAUAAAUGUUUACUAAAGUUUGCUUUUUA